CGAGCCAGCCAGGAGGAAGGUUUGAAGAACUUCCAGCACGAGAGUGAAGCAGAAGCCUGGUUAGCGCCAUUAGCGGCUAACGUUAGCGCUACCGCACCGCUGAAGAAAAACCUUUCUCCAAGCACCGGACCUAAAAUCUGACGGACUAAAGACAAGCUUGUGAGUACCCACAAUGGAGGUAGAAGCCCUACGAGAUAAGAUCACCGCCACACUCUGCCAGCUAAGUCGUGAUCAGCUCAUAGAAGUGGGUUAUAAUGUGAAAGGCUUUGCUACACCGCUAGAUGAGCCUACAAAAGACACUUCCAGACGCCAACUGAUGAAAGUUAUAGAACAUAAACUGGACGAGGUGGAAAACAGUUAUACACCAGACGAUGCUGUACAGUUUGUGAAAGAACUUUUAUCGUUUUUGGGCGAAUAUAAAGCUAAAGACAAUGCGGCCGAGAGUGAUUUUUCCCGCCCUUCAGACGAAAGAGACAAGUAUGACGAGCUGCAGGAAGAAAUUAGAGCGAUAGGGCAGAAACUCAAGAUGGCGGACGCUGCCCCGAGCCUCGGCCAGAACCUGCCGUCUUCUAAAGUACCAGAGGUGACAAUUCGCAGGGAGUUUCGCAUCUGUGGCCAAAUAGGUGAGGGAGGGCAGCGCGAUCGGCUGUCCUAUACCAACCUGCUGCAUCAGAUGGAAAACGGACUCCGCAAAGGCCACAGUGAGUCAGAAGUUAUUGAAGCAGUGAUAAGAGCCAUCAAUCCAGGUCUCAAACUGCGUGAUAUGCUUGAAAUAAAGACUGAUUUGACACUCACACAGUUAAAGACAAUAUUAAAAGGACAUUACAGAGAAGAUGACACAUCUGAUUUGUACCAAAAGCUGAUAAAUAUUUCCCAAGAUCCAAAAGAGUCAGCUCAAGACUUUUUAUUCAGAGCCAUUGAGCUUAAAGA
Messenger RNA from Haplochromis burtoni (Burton's mouthbrooder), 930 nucleotides. RefSeq lists its product as uncharacterized. The record is from RefSeq and is a predicted model, not a curated record. Lineage: Eukaryota; Metazoa; Chordata; Actinopteri; Cichliformes; Cichlidae.